Molecule: messenger RNA, 261 nt
Organism: Botrytis fragariae
Lineage: Eukaryota; Fungi; Ascomycota; Leotiomycetes; Helotiales; Sclerotiniaceae
Exons: 2
Coding region: 1-261 (86 amino acids)
Source: RefSeq, a predicted model, not a curated record
AUGCUUCUGUAUCAACUUCCUUUUUCAAGCCUUUGCAAUAAGUCAGCGCCAGCAAGCAAGGUGAUGAUAGUAGAAGGUUGUGUUGUUGACAAGAUCGUUGUUGAAGAUAAGUUUUCGAAAAGCCAAAGUUGCACGUUUGAAUUGACUGAAAUUAAGAGCGGGGUAAAGCAGAAUCCAGUUCCCAACCCAGAAAGAGCCAAACACGUCAAGUUCAGCAGGAGCAACAAGAAGACUAUCCAGGGAAUGUUCAAAACUACUUGA